AUGGAUGCGAUAACAUUUUGGGUGGUACGACAUGCGGAACGUGAAGACAAUAUCAAUUCUGCAUGGCACAAGAAUUCUGAUUUAAAAAGUGACAAUGCACCAUUGUCAAAGAGAGGACAAAAGCAAGCUGAUGAACUUGGUGCACGUUUUGAUAAGAUACAUUUGGAUCAUAUUUUUGUUUCUCCCUUUGAUCGUACUCUUGAAACGGCUACACGACUUUUACGAGGUCAUAAAAAUGCAUCAAUAAAAGUCGAACCAGGUCUAUGUGAGGGAUUAUAUAUGUGUGAGGAUCCUCCUGGUUAUGAAGAUCUACAUAUUCUGAAGCAAAAAUAUCCUCUUAUUGAUGCGUCUUACCGGUCAAUUAUGCCCUGGAAGCUUCCAAAAGAAGAUUAUGGUGAUGAAGCAUGUACAUUUCGCGUACGGUCAACAUUAGAAGCGAUUGAAAAACUUUAUUCAAAUUCUGAAGUGUUGCUUGUCUCUCAUGGAGCUCCAAUCGGUGCUAUUCAUGAAAUGCUAAGUGGCUCAUGGAAAUAUGUUGGUCAGGCAACUGUCUCGAAGUUUGUUAAGAAACCAAGAGGUUAUAAAAUGGAGCUUAGUAAUGAUGCAUCUCAUCUGAGCGAUAAGACCAAUCUUAGACCAUGGUAA
Thelazia callipaeda (thelaziosis nematode) is the source of this 645-nucleotide messenger RNA. Lineage: Eukaryota; Metazoa; Nematoda; Chromadorea; Rhabditida; Thelaziidae. The record is from the annotation of a GenBank genome assembly.